Tribolium castaneum (red flour beetle) is the source of this 642-nucleotide messenger RNA. RefSeq names its product cornichon related (gene cnir). The transcript has 3 exons. NCBI's taxonomy places the organism in Eukaryota, Metazoa, Arthropoda, Insecta, Coleoptera, Tenebrionidae. The record is from RefSeq and is a predicted model, not a curated record. Bases 140 to 607 code for a protein of 155 amino acids. Gene Ontology annotation, cellular component: endoplasmic reticulum membrane; COPII-coated ER to Golgi transport vesicle. Gene Ontology annotation, biological process: endoplasmic reticulum to Golgi vesicle-mediated transport.
UCUAUCCAUGCGCAGUGCGAUUAUUGAUUAUUCAAAAUUGUUAUGACAGUUUUCUAACCUCUAAAAUGCUCCGUUUCAGAACGCAAAAAAUUGAAGAACCAUUCAUUUAAUUUAAAAUACUCAUCGAAACGCCAACAAUAUGAUAUUUUCGGAUCCACUGCUUUUCGCUUUUUCUCUUUUAAACACCGGAGCAGUAUUAUUUCUUCUGGUCUAUUUUGUAAUUACUUUGUCUGAUUUAGAAUGCGACUAUUUAAACGCUCAAGAAUGUUGCUCGAAACUGAACCAGUGGAGUCUCCCUAAAUUGAUAGCUCAUGGGUUUUUAUCGUUUCUGUUUUUAAUUCACGGCCAUUGGAUUUUAGCACUGCUAAACUUGCCAAUGGCAUUUUGGAUGGUGUAUGAGUUAGUAUCAGUGCCAAGUGGAAAUUUGGGGAUCUAUGACCCCACAGAGAUUCACAAUAGAGGUCAAUUAAAGAAGCAUAUGAGGGACUGUAUGAUUUAUUUAGGAUAUUAUUUACUGUUCUUUUUUGCGUAUCUGUACUGCAUGAUUGUGGCUUUGUUGAAAGGUGAUCCCCUCAACAGAGACGAUCAGUUUGAAGCCGACUUAUAGUGUAAUAGGUUUAUUCAAAUAAAACAUAAAUUAUC